Molecule: messenger RNA, 2875 nt
Organism: Thermothelomyces thermophilus ATCC 42464
Lineage: Eukaryota; Fungi; Ascomycota; Sordariomycetes; Sordariales; Chaetomiaceae
Exons: 11
Coding region: 1-2601 (866 amino acids)
Biological process (GO): regulation of DNA-templated transcription
Cellular component (GO): cytoplasm
Source: RefSeq, a predicted model, not a curated record
AUGGACUUGGAUGACGACGCACCACCGGAGCUGGUCUCUACCGGCACAGAUCUGGAGCCCGAGGAAAAGCCAGUAAAAGUACCCAUCACGCUAAUUACUGGAUACCUCGGUGCGGGAAAGACGACGCUAUUAAACUACAUCCUGACCGCCGAGCAUGGCAAAAAAAUCGCGGUCAUUAUGAAUGAGUUUGGGGACUCGCUGGAUAUUGAAAAGUCCUUGACCAUCAACAAGGACGGCGAGUCGGUCGAAGAGUGGAUGGACGUGGGCAACGGCUGUAUAUGUUGCUCGGUCAAGGAUACCGGAGCGAACGCCAUCGAGUCGCUGAUGGAAAAGAAGGGCAAGUUUGACUACAUCCUCCUCGAGACCACAGGUCUUGCAGACCCUGGGAACAUUGCCCCCAUGUUCUGGAUGGACGACGGGCUCGGCAGCACCAUCUACCUGGAUGGCAUCGUAACCCUCGUCGACGCCAAGAACAUCCUCCGUAGCCUGGACGACCCCGCAGGGAAAGUCGAGGGCCACGAGGAUGGCGAAGAUGCGCAUGGGCCGGUCAUGACAACCGCCCAUGUACAGAUCUCCCACGCCGAUGUCAUAAUCAUUAACAAGUCCGACCUGGUGAGCGAGCAGGAGCUGCAGGCCGUGAAGGAUAGGAUCGAGUCCAUCAACGGGCUGGCCAAGGUCUUCACCACGACCCAGAGUGUCGUGCCGAAGCUCGAAGGGUUCCUGCUCGACUUGCACGCCUACGACACUGUUGAUGGUCUCGACCGUCCAGGACUCGGCCACAGUCACAUCGACAAGACCAUCUCGACCAUUUCGAUCCUGCUCCCAGAGCUGACCGAGGAACAACAAUCGGCGCUCGAUGCGUGGUUGCGCUCAGUGCUGUGGGAAAACGUCCUCCCCGGCCACGAGCCGACAGGCGGCCCCGCGUACGAUAUCCAUCGACUGAAGGGCCGCUUCUUUACCGAUAGCGGAAAGGAAAAGAUCAUCCAGGGAAGAUGGGUCGGAUUCUGGUUCAAGGCGCGGUUGGGCGAGCCGGAUGUCGCAGAGUCCUCUCGAACAGCGCUCCCGUCACCGAGCAUCCACCCCACUGCUGCUAUCGUCACCAUUGUCGAGUACCCCGGAGGAGAAUAUGCUGACGCGCACGCGAUGAUAGGGGGUGUACCACAGGCGCUUCGCGGCAUGCCCAAUGGGUUCGCAGGCCAGCAACAGCAACAACAGCAAUCCGGCCGGGCCGUCUCGAACAGGUUACCGAACGGAAAGAUAGGGCCGGUCGGGAACGCGGCAGGAUGGGGUUUCGGCGGUGGCAUGCCUAUGGGGGGGAGCGCAAGUGUGCCCCCGGGCGCGGCGAGACCACUAGGAGGAAACGUUAGCUUCGCGCAGAGCCUGACGGGGUCACAGCCGGCAACGCCACUUGACCUAGCAGAGUUUCCAACGUUAUCCAAUUCAAACCAGCUCAACUCGGCAAACCAGUCGUCCAUGUGGUCUGCGCAAGGUCCCCGGAAUCUUGGUGCGGGCGUCCAUCGGGGAGGGGGGACUCCAAUCUCGUCGCAGCAGAAUCAGCAAGACGAUAUGUUCGCCUCGCGUUUGGCUUCGGCUCAGAGCUCAUAUAGAUACGGGAACCAAGGGACCGGGUCCCAAGCAGCUCAAGGGCAGUCUGGUGUAGCCGACGAUUUUCCGCCGCUGAACCGGAGCGCAAACGGAGAGAUGGGCGGGCAGGAGCGAGGAGGUAACCUGAUGUCAAGCUUGGGGUUUGGCUCCCAGGGCUCGGCUUCCGGGUCCGCGAUGCACGCGAAUCGGGCAGGAAACGGUCUGCUGAACGCGCUGUCUGCGACGUCGAGGGCCGCGGACGUUCGCUCACCGUCCGCGAUAGCGCGACCACAGGACUCACGUAGUCCGGCCGAGGAUGAGUCGCGCCAGAAGGGGACUGGAUAUCGCGAGGAUUCGGCAGGCGCGGUAGCCGGGAAAAACCCUCACGGCGCGAUCGGCAAUGACCCUCCGACAGGAAAGGGCAAAGAGGAGGAGAAGGGUUCUGCCAGCCAGGUGCAAGAUCCUCUAGAGGGGAUGGCACCCAUCGAUAAAUGGGGCCUGAAGGGGCUCCGGACGUUGAUGAAUAAUUUCCCCGAUUACAAUGCGCUGACGUGCGGGCUCGACCCGGCGUCGCUGGGGGUGGACAUGCGCUCGACAGACCUGUUGUCAGCGAAGGUCUACUCGCUCUACGAAGAUGCUCCGCCGCGGUCGCCGGUGCCCAAGUUCCGUCUUCCUGACUGCUACCAAGUGAAGAACGUCCAGCCGAUCGAGGCCAAGAUCUCGAGCUUCAACGAGGAGACGUUGAUGUGGAUCUUCUACAGCUGCCCGCGGGAUAUUAAGCAGCAAAUGGCCGCGAUCGAGCUCAAUAACCGCAACUGGCGGUGGCACAAGAAGAUGCAGAUGUGGCUGACUAAAGACGACGUCAUGGUGCCCCAGUCCUUGGGUCCUGCUCACGAGCGCGGGUAUUACAUCGUCUGGGACACGGCCAACUGGCGCAAGGAGAGGCGAGAACUGGUGUUGCACUAUGCCGAUCUUGAUACUACGCCUACCGCCCAGCUGCAGAGCAUAGGAGCUUGAAUCCACUGGGGUUGGUUGAGAAGAGGAGAGGCAUGCGCCCCUCGGGAUCAGGUAUCGGACGAAGCGAGGAGAGCCGCAUGAACGUCGACGCAGGGGACUGUGGAGUCUCCUUACAGAAUACCUGGGAGCUGGUUAUGUCUGUAGGUAUCUCUCUCUGUGUGUGUGUGUGCGCGCGCGUGUGUGUACGUAUUCGGACGACUACGUCCUCUUCAAGGAGCGGCUAUGAGAUGGGGCUGGCGCAUUCGGGAACAUAAAUUGAGCUCCCUUUCCAGGG